This is a messenger RNA of Podarcis muralis (Common wall lizard), 1690 nucleotides long. RefSeq names its product transmembrane protein 203 (gene TMEM203). Gene Ontology annotation, biological process: intracellular calcium ion homeostasis. The record is from RefSeq and is a predicted model, not a curated record. Gene Ontology annotation, cellular component: endoplasmic reticulum. NCBI's taxonomy places the organism in Eukaryota, Metazoa, Chordata, Lepidosauria, Squamata, Lacertidae.
GCCUCCUUUCUCCUCCUGAGGCGAUUCCGUCCCCGCCUUAUUUCACCCGCGGCGCGCCGGAAGCCGCCUUGGGCGAGCGGAAGCGUCCCUCCGCGCAGGCGCAGAGCGGCGGCGGUUUGUCCCCCCCCCCUGCCUGAGGCGAUGCUGUUCUCCCUGCGGGAGCUGGUUCAGUGGCUGGGCUUCGCGCCCCUGGAGCUGCUCCUGCAGGCGCUGGCGCUGCUGGCGGCGUCGGCGCUGCUGGUGCUGAAGGCGGACGGCGGGGAGUCCGGGGCGGCGCUGAGCUGGUGGGCGGUGCUGGCGGCCUUCUUCGCGGCCGACGGGCUGAGCGCCUACUUCAGCACCAUCGUGUCGGUGCGGCUCUUCCAGGACGGCGAGAAGCGGCUGGCGGUGCUGCGGCUGCUGUGGGUGCUGACGCUGCUGAGCCUCAAGUUCGUCUUCGAGGUGCUGCUGGGCCAGAAGCUGGCGGGCCAGAGCCGGGAGCUGUGGUUCGGGCUGCUGCUCUCGCCCGUCUUCAUCCUGCUGCAGCUGCUGAUGAUCCGGGCCUGCAGGGUCAACUAGGGAGGGAAGAAGCAGAGCCAGGAGGAGGACAGGGAAAGCGAAAUAGAAGGCCGGGGAAAGGAGAGGAAGGCAGAGGAAAGAAGAAAAGCAAGGCAAAGGAAAGGAAACCGAGAGAAAGGCAGGCACACAAGACACACACACCCCACAUCCACCUGCAGCAGCAGCUGAGCACUCGGCCAGCCCAGAGAGAGGAGGUGGAAGAAAGCAAAGCAUGCAUGCACGCACGUACCGGCAGCAGCAGCGGCUGAGCGCUUGGCCCAGGGAGAAGAGGCAGAUGAGAGCGAAGCAACAAUCACCCCCACCAUCCCCCACCGCACACCUGGGAGAGGAGGCGGAGGAGAAAGAGGCAAGACCAAGCAAGAACGCCGUCCACACCUGCCACACCAGCAGAGCGUUCGGGACUGUGCCACAGAGAGGAGGUGGAGGAGAGCAACGCAAACGCACAAACACAACUCUGGCCUGCUGCCCCGGCUGAGCUCUCAGGACCCGCCUAGAGAGAGGAGGCAGCGGCAGGGCUCAGCUCCUCUUCCACGGCCACCUAUCCAAUGCACGCUGCUGCUCCUUCCCACUGCGCCAUUACGGCACGGAACUGCGCCCGCCCUGCAUGAACCGGGGUGACUGCUUUUGCGCCCUCGCUUGGACCCUGCAGUGCUGCCCUCGGACCCUCUGCCGCCCCGUGAGCCUAUCGGACCCUCCCUCCACCCCCAAAAAAGGUUGGACCCUCAACGUAGUUAUUUAAGAAUAAAAACUCACAACCCGGGAGAAAUAUUAGCAGCGAACUCUGAAUUGCAGGGGGUUGAGCUAGAGGACUUUGGGAGUCCUUCCAACUCUGUGAUGAUUCUGUGGACACUUUAUCUUUCCCCAUCCUGGAAUGGCCAUUGCGUGCGUCCCGCCAGCUCCUACAUUCCUGGUAUCAUAGAGCAAAAACAAGUUUGCCUGCGUUCUCUGAACAUGUGCAGUUUUGCAAUUUAUUUAUUUUUUUAGGACACUUUAUCAUUGUACCACCAGGAAUGAAAUGAAGCCUUCUGGCCCUUUCAAGUCUGCCCUGAUACUAGAAAGGUUUACUUGAGAGUGGAAGGAUGGCACCAGUUUGUUUAGUAAAACAAUAAAAGUUUAAAAAAUACAAAAACGA